Molecule: messenger RNA, 1011 nt
Organism: Nerophis lumbriciformis (worm pipefish)
Lineage: Eukaryota; Metazoa; Chordata; Actinopteri; Syngnathiformes; Syngnathidae
Source: RefSeq, a predicted model, not a curated record
AUGCAAAAUGGCCGACAAGGUACGCAAAUGAAAGACGUCUUCAUUAGCCCCGACGCCCCACACACGCUCCUGUUGGAUAAACAUGCAGACUACAUCGCUGCAUACGGCUCCAAAAAGGACGACUAUGAGUACACGCUGUCCGAAUACCUGCGCAUGAGCGGUAUCUACUGGGGUCUGACGGUGAUGGACCUGAUGGCUCAGCUGCCUCGCAUGAAUCGCCAGGAGAUCGUCGACUUCAUCACAGCAUGUCAGCAUGAAUGCGGUGGGGUCAGCGCCAGCAUCGGCCACGACCCCCAUCUGCUCUACACGCUCAGCGCUGUGCAGAUUUUGUGCUUGUACGACAGUGUGGACGCACUAGAUGUGGAUAAAGUGGUUGAGUACGUUAAAGGGUUGCAGCAGGACGACGGAUCCUUUGCGGGAGACAAAUGGGGAGAAAUCGACACAAGAUUUUCCUUCUGUGCAGUAGCCACACUUUCAUUAUUGGGCAAGAUGGAUGCCAUCGACGUGGACAAAGCCGUGGAAUUUGUGUUGUCCUGUAUGAACUUUGAUGGCGGUUUUGGAUGCAGGCCUGGCUCUGAAUCUCACGCCGGUCAGAUUUACUGCUGCACGGGCUUCCUGUCGCUGACGGGCCAACUGCACCAGCUCAACGCCGACCUGCUGGGUUGGUGGCUCUGCGAGAGGCAGCUGCCAUCUGGGGGCCUCAACGGGCGGCCUGAAAAGCUUCCGGACGUCUGCUACUCUUGGUGGGUUCUGGCUUCGCUCCGGAUUAUAGGCAAGAUCCACUGGAUCGACAAGGACAAGCUGCGCUCCUUUAUCCUGGCCUGCCAGGACGAGGAGACAGGGGGCUUCGCUGACCGACCGGGAGACAUGGUGGACCCCUUCCAUACCCUGUUUGGAAUCGCUGGCCUCUCCCUUCUGGGGGAUGACAAGAUCAAGGCAGUGAAUCCUGUACUGUGCAUGCCCGAGGACGUGCUGCAGAGGCUCGGCCUUAAGCCGGAGCUUCUUAGCUAG